Molecule: messenger RNA, 2059 nt
Organism: Sinocyclocheilus anshuiensis
Lineage: Eukaryota; Metazoa; Chordata; Actinopteri; Cypriniformes; Cyprinidae
Product: angiopoietin-related protein 5
Exons: 8
Coding region: 144-1370 (408 amino acids)
Source: RefSeq, a predicted model, not a curated record
CAAAAGUACUUUAGAGUGAAACAGAAUUGGUCUGGACACUUUUUGUUGAGGUGAGAACAGCUGUUUGUGUUUUUUUUGUGAGGUUUCCUUUCUUUUUCCUUUUUUUUCUUCUGAAGCAAAAAGGCAGUCCGGUCCACAAGAGAAUGCUGGAGAAAACUGCCGUCUCAUUGGAAGGUGCACAUCUUCACACUUUCACAUGUGGGACUGCUGCAUACACCAAAAUGAUCUGGAUCACUUUAUUUCUGCAUCUUUUUGCAUCAUCAGCUGUGAAUAUUAGCAGUACUAAUCGCAAUAAUCCUGCUAUAUUGACUGGGGAAUCUAAGGACGCCUCUCUUCAAGGCCAAAAAGAGCAUUAUCACAGAGACGCAGACAAAGACAAAUGCACUAUGCCAUGUGAAAUGACUGCAAAGCUAAUGCGUGAUGAGAAACAUUCCUUGUGCAGUAACCUCCAGCAUACCAUAGUGUCAUAUACAAGAAACACUAGGAAGUUGAUCAGAGAUCUCAUUGAUGAACAGCAGAAAGUCUCGGAAUUUCUCUCAAGUCAGAUAAUCGAGCUUAUGGCCAAAGUAAACACACUCAGUUCAGAUGUGCAGAGAAGCAACAGUGACAUCUUUUCCGUAAAGCCAAUGGAGUCCCACGGGAAAGACUGUAGUGACAUCCAAGAGACGCUAGGUGCCGUUUCUCCAAAAAUCCCUAGUGGAAUUUAUAUAAUUCAGCCAGAAAACACAGAUGUUUCCUUUGAGGUGUUCUGUGAGAUGGAUUACAUGGAGGGUGGAUGGACAGUAAUACAGAGAAGGACGGAUGGUCUCACUGACUUCAAACGAAUGUGGUCACAGUACUUGGAUGGAUUUGGACACUUGCCAGGUGAACACUGGUUGGGUUUGAGACAAAUCUUCAAUAUUGUCAAUCAAAGAAACACAUGCUUCCAGCUGCAUGUGUCUCUGGUCUCGCAAGAUGACACCACCACCUAUGCUUCAUACGACAAUUUCUGGCUUGAAGAUGAAACCAAAUUCUUUGCAAUACACCUUGGCAGAUAUGCUGGUAGUGCAGGUGAUGCUUUUCGAGGGUAUGACCAAGAGCAGAAUCAAGACACGGCCCCUUUCAGUACCUCUGACGUUGACAACGACGGUUGUUCUCCAUUCUGCACUUUUGCUGAUAAAGCUGUUGAGAGCUGCAGUGUGAACCAGAACAACACAGGAUGGUGGUUUAACCAGUGUGGCAAGGCAAAUUUGAAUGGCUCACCAUUGGACCAAGAUCUCUCCACCCAGUCACAUAUCCACUGGGACACCUGGACCAAAAAUGGCACGCUUGUCAAAAUCAAAUCAGUGACUAUGAAAAUCAGAAGAGUUGAGAUCCCAAAUUUAAAAUAAAUCGCUGAAGCUUCUGAAGCUUUUGCAUUAAAGUGGAACAACUUAUCAUCUGGAGUCACUAAAAACUUGCAUUUAUGUCUGUGAGCUUUUCUAAAAAAGCAAUUUUGGCAUUGUGAUUUAGUCCACCAUGCUUUUUAAUCCCGGGUCACAGCCCAAAAUAUUCAUAUUAUUGUUUCAAUAUGAAUAUUUCAUCUAUUAUUGUUAUGAAUAAAGGGAAUUGUGUCAUUACUAAAAUGUUUUAUUUACAUGGAACCAUGCUAGAUUAAACCAAAUAAUUCAGUCUGAAAGAAACUGUCAAACUAUGUGAUGGAAAUAUUUUGUGUAAUGGCCUCAGAAGGAGUCAAAAGGGUGUGUUCAACAUAGAAUGUUCAGAAAAGUGCAGACUAAGAAUGCUCAGAUCAAAGACCAUGUCCCUAUGAUUAAAUAAUCCAUACUUACCUAAAAAGUGCUUAAAACAGUAGAACUAACAGUCAUAUGACAAACCAAUGACCAGAUCAGUAUAACCAAUUACAGUGAAGAAGACUUGAGUGACAUUGAUUUUUACUCAACUACUAGGUAUAAAUGUUCAUGCAUCCUUCUGUUCAGGGAGUCUCUCUUGGUUGUUGUGACCAGUGGGCUCCCGGCCGUGAAUAAAACUUUCAUUCCUGCAAAGAGCAACUUGGGAGUCGUGUCUGGUAUAUGCUGCGCAG